Messenger RNA from Tachyglossus aculeatus (Australian echidna), 6462 nucleotides. It is a transcript of the gene RUBCN, whose product is annotated as rubicon autophagy regulator. Bases 39 to 3065 code for a protein of 1008 amino acids. Gene Ontology annotation, biological process: negative regulation of endocytosis; negative regulation of autophagosome maturation. The transcript has 22 exons. Lineage: Eukaryota; Metazoa; Chordata; Mammalia; Monotremata; Tachyglossidae. The record is from RefSeq and is a predicted model, not a curated record. Gene Ontology annotation, cellular component: early endosome; late endosome. Gene Ontology annotation, molecular function: phosphatidylinositol phosphate binding.
CGGCCGCCUUGGCCUCAGUGCGGCCCGGGGGCCCGGACAUGGACGGCGCCUGUCGGCGGGAGAAGCAGGACCACAGCAGGAAAGAACACUGGAAGCUGCUGGGCAAUUUGAAGACCACCGUGGAAGGUUUAGUUUCCUCCAACACCCCUAAUGUCUGGUCUAAAUAUGGUGGCUUGGAGCGGCUCUGCAGGGACAUGCAAGACAUCCUCUAUCAUGGGCUCAUCCAUGACCAGGUGUGCUGUCGGCGGAAGGACUACUGGAAGUUUGUGAAGGACAUUCGGUGGCUCAGCCCCCACUCGGCUCUCCACGUGGAAAAGUUCCUCGACUUGCAUGAGAAUGGCCAGAGGAGUCCCAACAGUGAGAGUGACCAGGCCAUCGCUGACCUGUGGCUGCAGCACAGCUUGCAGUUCCACUGCCUCUCAGCCCAGCUCCGGCCCCUGCUAGGAGACAGGCAGUACAUCAGGAAAUUCUACACAGACACUGCUUUCCUGCUGAGCGACGCCCACGUAACCGCCAUGUUGCAGUGUCUGGAGGCGGUGGAGCAGAACAACCCUCGCCUCUUGGCCCAGAUCGAUGCUUCGAUGUUUGCCAGGAAGCAGGAGACCCCAGUGCUGGUGACAAAGAGCCAGAGUCUCACGGCACUACCUAGCUCCUCCUACGUCCCCUCCGUCGAGUUCGCUCCGCACCGCUACUUCGGCUCCUUCUCCGGCCUGUACCAGCCUUCAUCCCUGCGCAACACAGACAGGAGACCGGCCUCUACCUCGCUCUGCAGCCCUUCCCAGCAGGCUCAAGAAAACCAGGAGCGGCUUUCCCCGGCCCGGGGCUUGCCCACCGAGUCCUCCCUCCCUCCUCCCCCAGCCCUGGCUUUCCCCAGAGACCCUCCCCAGCCCCGAGCCGAGAUGAGCUCUGGCACCCUGACUAAUCCCAGCGAGGAGCCCUGGGCCAGCAGCCGGGACGACUCCCCGAGCGAGGCCAACGACGGACCGGAGUACCUGGCCAUCGGCAACCUGGGCUGCCGGGGCCGAGCCGCCAGCUCCCGGAGCGAGAGCAGUAGCGGCGGAGGCGGGAGCAGCGGCGGAGCCAGCACCGAGAGCAGCAGCUCCAACCUGUUCUCCUCGGGCAGCUCUCAGAAGCCGGACUCCGCCGCCUCCUCCUUAGGGGACUGGGAGGGAGGGGGUCGGAGUCAGCCCCCCAGCCUCCCGCGCCGGUCCAGCUUCUCGGAGGGACAGACGCUGACCGUCUCGAGUGGGGCCAAGAAGAGUCAUACGCGCUCCCACUCGGACACCAACAUGACCUCUGGGAGAGGCUCAGGAGGCCUCAGGAAUAUCACCAUUAUAGUAGAAGAUCCAGUGGCAGAAUCCUGCAGCGAUGCUUUGAGGCUAAGGAGCCCCGUCUCCUAUUCUGGCCGGAGCGGUGAAGGCAGCAGUCCCGGCUCACUGUGCACGGAGUACGACGGCGGGCGAUACCUGUGCUCGGGGCAAGGUAUGUUCCGGAGACCCUCGGAGGGACAGUCCCUCAUCAGCUACCUGUCGGAGCAGGAUUUUGGUAGUUGUGCAGACCUGGAGAAGGAGAAUGCCCACUUCAGCAUCUCCGAGUCACUGAUUGCUGCCAUCGAGUUAAUGAAGUGCAACAUGAUGAGCCGGCACCCGGAGGAGGAGGAGGAUGAGAGCGAUAAGGAGAUCCAGGAGCUGAAGCAAAAAAUCCGCCUGCGGAGACAGCAGAUCCGUUCCAAUCACCUGAUUCCCGCCUACGGGGAGGCCGAGGCCGGGAGCUUCCUGGCCACCUCCAGCGGCUCCCAGCUCAGCUCCCGGGACUCGGCACGGCUCUCUGACUCCGGCUCGGCUGACGAGGUGGACGAAUUUGAGAUACAAGAUGGUAGCGAUGGAUCUAACCUGAUUCACAUGUCUAAGAACGGACUGUCAGUGUCAAUGGCCUCGUUGUUUUCAGAUGCUGACAUCAAGAGAAGCGCGGCAUCCAGCAGCAGAUCCAUCCUCUCCACUGAGACCUUCUCUCACUGCUUCCUGAACUCCACGUCGGCGGAGGCGGUGGCCAUGGGGCUCCUGAAGCAGUUUGAGGGGAUGCAGCUUCCGGCUGCCUCAGAGCUGGAGUGGUUGGUCCCGGAGCAUGACGCCCCGCAGAAGCUCCUGCCCAUUCCUGACUCACUGCCCAUCUCCCCGGACGACGGGCAGCACGCUGACAUCUACAAACUGCGCAUCAGAGUGCGAGGAAACCUGGAGUGGGCCCCGCCCCGGCCCCAGAUCAUCUUCAACGUCCACCCGGCCCCCACAAGAAAAAUUACUGUGGCCAAGCAGAAUUUCCGCUGUGCAGGCUGUGGCAUCCGAACGGAUCCCGAUUACAUCAAGCGGCUGCGGUACUGCGAGUACCUGGGCAAGUAUUUCUGCCAGUGCUGCCACGAGAACGCCCAGAUGGUCAUCCCCAGCCGUAUCUUGCGCAAGUGGGACUUUAGCAAGUAUUAUGUCAGCAACUUCUCCAAGGACCUGCUCACCAAGAUCUGGAACGACCCCUUAUUUAACGUGCAGGACAUCAACAGCGGCCUUUACAGGAAGGUGAAGCUACUCAACCAAGUCCAGCUGCUACGGAUCCAGCUAUUCCACAUGAAGAACAUGUUCAAGACGUGCCGCCUGGCGAAAGAGGUCCUGGACUCCUUCGACUUGGUCCCGGGGCACCUGACGGAGGACCUCCACCUGUACUCCUUGAGUGACCUGACUGCCACCAAGAAGGGGGAACUAGUGCCCCGGCUCACGGAGCUCACCCGGGCCGGUGCCCUGCACGUGGAGUGCUGUGUGCUCUGCCAAGCCAAGGGCUUCAUCUGCGAGUUCUGUCAGAAUGAAGAGGACAUCAUCUUCCCCUUUGAGCUCCACAAGUGCCGGACGUGCGAAGAGUGCAAAGCUUGUUACCACAAAGCCUGCUUCAAGUCUGGCAGCUGCCCCAGGUGUGAACGGCUGCAGGCCCGCCGGGAACUGCUGGCCAAGCAGAGCCAGGAGUCCUGCGUUUGGGACUACGAGGAGGAGCUGACCGAGGCUACCGCUUUGGAGGCCACAUGAAGGAAGGACGCGGGUGGUCCCAGACCUUCAGAACUGACCCAGUCACUGGACUUUCCCCUCGUUAAUUUUUGUUGUUGUUGUUUUAAAUUUUUAUUUUUGUACACCCGUGGCCUCAAGUUGUGGUUCCCCUGCCUGGCUUGGGUGGCCACUGCGGAUAGUUCCUGGGGGCUGUGGAUCUCCGUCGGAGCUGGCUCCCCCACAGGUCCUCGCUGAGGGGGAGGAGGGUUGGCCCGGGCCCAUUGCCGUCCACCACCUUUUCUGGGGCCAGGCCAGACUUCUGGAAGUCACUCGGUGCCCCUGUAUAUCCCCAGUGUGCUUUUCCACCAUUGUUUCUUGGUGGGGUGACUAGAGCUCCUAAAACAGGCCUCUCUCGAGGCCCUGGAGAGCCUAUUCGCUUCUCCUUUGCUGCUGAAACGGGGCGAUGGAAUUCUCUCUUCGGAGCCCUGGAAUUGGGUUUAAAUGGUGCCCUGGCAGGAGCAGCAGAAAGCAGGGCAUUGUCAGCACUUUGUCCAUCUCAACUCGCUUCGGCAUUCAAGAUAGCCGGAGUGCCCUUCCCCUCACCAAAUUGGGGGUGGUCCCGGCCCAGAAGCAGGGCUAGACUAGCUUUGAUUUUUUUUUUCUUACUGAGAAGGUCCAGGGGAAAGUGAGGCCUCAAGCUUGCUCCUCAAGCGUUCUUGUUGGGGCAAGGAUUAAGCACUUUGGUAAACCCGGCUGGCAUCGGCUCAGCCCAAACAGACACGAGGAGGACCCUAGUUGGCCGCCAGCAGCUGCUUAAAGAGGAUUAACCGACCGGAGGGACCAGGCAACCCUUUGUGGCUGUAGCUAGCUGGUCGGGUUAAUCAACUAAGCUGGUCUUGCCGAUUCUUAGGGGCAGUUUGGAGCUUCUUAACUUCCUUGAGCUCCCCAACAACACCCCCAUGCCACCACCACUCCCCCACUUCGCCCCCCAAGCAGGGAGGUGGCUCACCAGGGCAGGUGACUGGGAAAGGGUGCUGCUGCGGGGAUCACCCUUCUAGAACUUCUCCCCUCUAACCUGAGCAGCAGCCAGAGCCCAUUCUAGGGGAGCGAAGGGUGGUAAAUGUUGUCCUUAUCCUAGACCGGCAGGCAGCCCUCACCUGGACCGGUUUUCCCGCUCCUCCUCCCCCCCGACACUUUUGACCCAGCGAGGGUAGGCUGGUCGAGAGCCAGGGGAUACCCAUGACCGUUCCAGCAUUUCAAACACUGUUCUGGAGCUGCGGCCUCUCUCACUUCCCACUCCGCCCACCCUGCCCUACAGACUCGGGGCUGAUUUUGACCAGAAAUUCCAGAGAAUGGAUUCCUUUCCUUCCUGGCAUGGAGGCUAAGGUAUUCUGUUGACAUCUCCUAUCCCCAGUAUUAGUUGGAGCAGUUACAGAGCGACUCACGGGCCUGCUGGCUAGCGCUCAGCCCUCACCACGCUAUACUGAGGGAGGCCAAUCGCCCCUGACGACCAAGUUGGAGGUGGCCAACUUUUCCAUAGUCCGGGGCAGAGAGAGCUCGGGCCCCUUCCUCUCCUUGCUGGGCAGCUGAUGACUGACAUUUGGAGGCAGUGGGUAGAAGUGAGAGCUCAGUUUUGUUUUUUGGCUUCUUGGAGCCCAGAUCUCUUGGAACUCCCAGCAACGGAGUAAAGAAAGUCUUGAGUCUCUCUUCUCCCACCACAGUACCUUUUGACCCAGGAGGGCACCUGGAAGGUCCCUGAGGAGAAGCAUAGCUGAGUUGGCACAGGAAGAGAGUGAAAACCUGCUCCCACCCAUCUCUAGGGAUAGAGCGUUACCAGCUAUGCUCUGAAAAUUCUUCACCCACUUGCUAACCCUGACCCUGCUCAAUCCCCUUUCUUGUAUUGCUGAUUUUUCAGUCACCUUUCAUAUUUGUAGUUGGGUGGAAAGGGGGAGGAGGGAAGAGUUUUCAAUGAGUUGGAGGGUUGUUUUUUUUUUUUUUAAGGGUUGCUUUAACUGAUAGAGGAUGAUGAUAUCUAGGGCAGCAGCAGCAGUGUCCCCACUGACAGGUCAGGGCUAAGAGGGCAGCUGCUCCAUGGGCUGGGAGUCCCCGGGUCCUUGUCCAAAUCGUUGGCCUCCCCCUCGAUGCCACCGUCCAUUUAUUUCCCUCCACAGUGCUCGUCUCUAAUGUGAGCCGUUCUGGGUGUUGUCCCAAACAGCUGAGCUGAAAAUCAUGAAUGGGCCAAGUUGGGCAUAUAGGUCUGAGGGAAAGGAGAAAAGAGCAGUUUUGAGAGAGGAGGAAGAGGAAGAGACAGGCUUCAAGCUGGGCUUCUAGGAAAAGUGGGAUGAGUUUUGUUUCGGUUCUUUGUUUAGGACUCAUAAGGCCACGUAUAUCCCUUCUCCCCAGAAAGCCACUUUUCAUUUCUUUGAGGCCCCUGCUGCUUUGCCAUUAGGGCUCUCUUCUGGCCAGGAACAGUCGGUAUCUCCGAGGAGCACUCCACGUCACAUCCCGAGCCCCGGUCGAAAGCUGUCGGCUCCUGGCAAAGCUCUGGAAUCCCUAUGGAACCACAUCGGGGGGCAAGUGACAGUUGGCUGUGCCCCCUCUUCCCCUCCUCUCAAGACUUCAGACCAGGGGCUCCCCAAAAAGUGGAUCAGAAGUAGCUCUGCCUUUGACUUCCGCUGCUCAGGUUUUAGGAGAGGUCGGGACCCGGGUUCAAACACAACUGUUAAGCUGAUGUGGAAGAGAGGGCGAGCUGUACAUCUCAGCUAUUGAUCAAAUCAUCUUCCUUCCCCGGUCAUAAUACCAAGUUGAAGGGAAAAACUCUUUGGCUGUCUAUUCCCGUCGGCUCAGGCUCUGUGGUCAGAAAGCACGAUCAUUGUCUGCAAAACAGUUUUGGCCCCCUGGAUUAUUCCGUUUCCCGUCUUCCCUAGUGCAGUUCAGGUGAGAUUGAGGAACUAAUUGUUGCAUCCCCCUCACCACUUUUCAGAAGGCCAUGGGGGUUUGUGUGUCUGAGCUGUCUUUUUUUUUUUUUUAAAUUAAAAGCACUUUCAAGCCUUUAGUAUUUGAAACCCCAGUGUUGGUUGGAAAGGAGGUUCUGUGUGCACUGAUCUUUGCAGGGGUGGAGGACAGGAGGAAGGAGAGCAAGCAGUGAAGGGGAGGGGAUGUCAUGCACUUUCCGGCUGCUUACAGAGGUGAAGAUGGGAUCCAAGACAGCUGAGGGAUUGAAGGCAAAACAUUCUACACCAGUGAGGCUGGGAGUGACUUUCUUUGCUAAGGUAUUUGAGCAUGUCAUCGGACAAAUAUUGUAAAUAGAGGGGGUGCAAGUACCGACGGUCUAUAUGCUACAAUGCACCUUGUGUUCUGACCCGGAAUUCUGCGUGCUGUAUCCUUGCUCAGCCUAACAGUCUGAUGCCAUCCGUAAUAAACUAAGCUAAUAAGACUA